Messenger RNA from Silurus meridionalis, 2977 nucleotides. RefSeq names its product syntaxin-binding protein 4. Bases 230 to 2344 code for a protein of 704 amino acids. NCBI's taxonomy places the organism in Eukaryota, Metazoa, Chordata, Actinopteri, Siluriformes, Siluridae. The record is from RefSeq and is a predicted model, not a curated record. The transcript is spliced from 23 exons. Gene Ontology annotation, molecular function: protein binding.
UAAUGCCCCACGUGUGUGAGUCUCGGGGUCUCUCUGGUGUUUGUGUGUUAAUGAGCUGAUGCUGAAGGAGAGCAGCUUGCAGGAGAAGCAGCACAGUGAUCUCCUAAAAUUCUUCUUUGUGGAUCUCUAACUGUGUGAUUGAGGUGUUGCAGGUUGAGAUGUCCUGUCUGAGGAAAACAGCGCUGGAGCAUUUUGAUGGACUUUCCCUCAUUUACUGAAGGGCUGGAGCAUGUUGGAGAGGAGCUUUGCACACAGGACACACACUCAUUCAUCCAAGAUGCCCACGUUUUCCGUCAUGCUUAAAGGAGCUGUCAUUAUCAGCAGGACGCUGAUGGGGCCGUAUGGAGUAGAUCGAGCUGUGCACCUGAUGCAGUUUUCAGACUGUGAGAAUGGAUUAGGUAUUAAAGUCAUUGGGGGUGUCAAAGAAGCAACAGGAGAAGAGUUUGGAGUGUAUGUGAAGAGAAUCUUACCAGGUGGCCUUGCUUCCUCUGAUGGACACCUGCAGCCUGGAGACCAGAUCUUGGAGGUGAAUGGAGAAAGUUUGAUUGGUGUAACAAGUGAGAGAGCAGUGGAUAUUCUCAGAGCGGCUUCGUCCACAAAUCACAUGCGUCUUCUGAUAGCACGAGACGGGGAAGCUCGGAAAGAGUUUGCAGACCUGAUGGAGAAAUACGGCUCGAACGGCAGUUCUGGCUCAACAAGAAACUCCCCCAUUCAGCACACAGGCAGAUAUUUGGACAGCACAUCAUCGGGGUCCUCGUCCAGAUCUCAGAGUCCUCUCCUGCUCAGUCCAGCUGCUACUCAGAAUGCAUAUAGUAACACAGGGCAGCUACUGCGCUCGCUUAGUCACCCAGGUGAAGGUGUGAUCCAGCUGAUCUCAGUGGUUCGCUAUGGGACUCUGGGCCUCUCGAUCAGUGGAGGUUCUAACAGACCAGACGGUCCGGCUGUGUUCAUACAGGAAGUGGUGUCAGGAGAAGACUGCCAUAGGGAUGGACGUCUCAAAGCAGGAGAUCAGCUCAUAGCUAUUAACAAGGAGUCUCUAAUCGGAGUCACUCACGAGGAGGCCAAAAACGCCAUUGGCAGAGUGAAACUCAGCCAUGAGCCGAUGGUGGAAAUUGCCUUCAUUCCACUGAAAGGCCAUUUUCCCUGCAGCACGUCGCUACACAGCGGAGUUCAGAGAGCCGGAGCCAAGAGCAGGUUUAAAGUGCACGUCACAUGUCCUCAGGUUCGACCAGAAGACACGCCACCGUGCUCGUCUCCUGACAUCAGUCCCGCAGACAUUCAUGUCUCAGCAGCUUUGACCACACAGAACAACAGUGCUGCAUCCAAACCCAAAGUCUCGCUGGACCCCCACAUCCGACUGCGAUCUGAAAAGCUCGACCUGGCUCUGUCUUACCUCGGCCUGGAAGUCACGGAGGAGAACAGGAGAAAAAUCAGAGACAGUUUGUCCACAGAUCCUCAAGGAACAGUGUCUUAUGGAGAGUUCGUGGAGGUCACACGUAACGUGUACCAUGAUAAACUGGAGGAGGCGGGGCUCGCGAAGGGACCCUUCAUGUUCUCCUAUCACGAGGCGGCGAAUUUGAUGGACACGUCGGCCUUCCACUCACCUACGUGUGAGUCGGAGUGCAGCUACAGCAGUGAGGAAAUGGAGCCGUUCCAGUCCGAGAUGAAGCAGCUGCAGACACAAAUGAAAGAGAUGAAGGGUUUACUGGAGGACACAGACGACACAAAAAAACCUCUGGAGGUGGAACUUCAGAAAACCACAGAGAAAUCCAAAACCACUCUGGAGGAGAAUGAGAUGUUGAAGAGCAGGCUGAAGGAGGCUGAGGCUGUUCAGAUGCAGAAUAACAGCGCUGAACAGGACUAUGAGGAGGUCAUUCAGCUUCUCGAGGCUGAAAUCAAAGAUCUGAAGGACCAACUUGCUGAAAAGAAAGACACGAGUUUACAGGAAGACAUGAUGGACCUGAACAAGAGGCUUUCCAUUCUCCACAGUCAGCUACGAAAGUCCGAACUCACCAGGAAACAUCUGGAGAUCUCGAACAAAAAGCUGCUCAGCUUCGCGCAUAAUGUUCAUAAAGUCCUCACCAGUGGCAGUUUAUUGGCGAUGGAGAACGGAUCGUUGCCAGCAAUAGACAAUCUGGAAAUGUCAGACUCCGCCCACCAGCUCGUAGCUGAAGCCAGAGAGCUGAUAGAGAGGGUGUGCUCUCUGUGUGCAGAUGAUCACACAUUACCACAGAUCACUGAGAGAUCCAUCACCGGUCCAGGGUUCGAGUGUGUGGCUGAAGUGAAUCAUCAGCCCCCGACCUCUUUCUUUGGAAUUCCCGUCAAAGAGACACGACGUCUUUAAAACAUCUCACAAACACUGGGACACUUCAACACAAGGGGAGGAUACAAUAAUGUUAUCACCCAAUUAAUAUUAUUUUUUAGACUCGUUUACAAGUGUCUGGGUUUCCCCAAAACACAUUUUUCAUCAUUGGAUUUCUUCCAAAAUAUGUAGGAAAUGUGAAACUCAUACCCGUUACUGUAUUCAGAAGCAUUGGGCAGGUUCAAAAUGAGUGUCCUCACUAUUUGGUGUAAAAAUCACGUCUCACACACUUAUAAACACACAAUGUAUUAUGAGUAAUGUAGUACAUUUUCUCAAACUGCAGGAAUAUAACCGUGAACAUGAGUGAAACAAAUGUUGAUUCGUGUUCUCUUAGUGAUAAUUAUUUGCUGUAGAAAUGAACAUUAAAAAACUUAAACAAUAAAUAUGCCAAAAUUAUAACAAAGCAGGCCAACACACAUUUCUUUCAAUGUUAAUCAAAUGCACUUGCUUUUAAUGUUAGUUUAUGAAUAAAUACGUUCCAAAAAUUGAAUUUCAUAAGUGACGGUAUGUGGAAGAGGGUAGAUGGGUACACUUUCUUUUGAUUAUGUUCCAGUGCCAUGUGAUGCAGCAGGAGCAGCAGUUUGAAUAAAUGUAAUUGAUUUGGGUUUUAUUUUU